AUUUAGCAAAUUAGAUAAAUCGAAUUUUAAAGAAAUAAUUAAAACUGAUAAAGAUAGUUCACAAAAUCAGAAAAUAGAAAAUGAAGAGAAUAUUUUAGUAUUUCAAAAAGAUAAGCAAGCAUUGUCAAAA
Molecule: messenger RNA, 130 nt
Organism: Racocetra persica
Lineage: Eukaryota; Fungi; Glomeromycota; Glomeromycetes; Diversisporales; Gigasporaceae
Source: the annotation of a GenBank genome assembly